Tauraco erythrolophus (red-crested turaco) is the source of this 216-nucleotide messenger RNA. NCBI's taxonomy places the organism in Eukaryota, Metazoa, Chordata, Aves, Musophagiformes, Musophagidae. The record is from RefSeq and is a predicted model, not a curated record.
GUCAAGGAGGUGGCGACCGUGCUGCCCCCCAAGGAAGUCCUCGAGCAGCGGGAUGACUGCAAAAUGGACGUAGAUAAUAAACGAAACAAAAAAACUCUUCUAGACCAGCAUGGACAGUACCCAAUAUGGAUGAAUUCCAGGCAGAAAAAGAAGCUUAAGGCACAGCGUGUUAAAGGGAAAAAAAAACCAAAAUUGGCCAAAGGCCUAGUCUGGUAA